AUGCUGGAGCGUGCCACGGCCCAGCGCGACGGCCACAUCCGCGAAGUGACCGACUGGAAGGACUUUGUGCCUUCUCUCCAGGACGGCUGCAUGGCUCUGACUCCAUUCUGCGACGAGAUCGAGUGGGAGGAGAUCGUCAAGACCAAGUCGCGCGAGGAGUCGCUGGCUCUCAUGGGUCUGGAGGAUGAGGCCGAGAACACGGCCACCAGUGCUGCUGCAAAGACGCUAUGCAUUCCCUACAAGAAGAACGACGAGAGCCCAGUGACUGCAGACACCAAGUGCUUCAUUAGUGGCAAGCCGGCCAAGUGCUGGGUGCUCUGGGGCCGCAGCUACUAGAGAGCAACAAAAGGCAACAUGGUUGCACGACGAAACAAAAGUUGCUGUUGUCGGCAAAUGUGAGAAUCA
Messenger RNA from Phytophthora infestans T30-4, 405 nucleotides. RefSeq lists its product as uncharacterized. Bases 1 to 336 code for a protein of 111 amino acids. Gene Ontology annotation, molecular function: ATP binding; proline-tRNA ligase activity. Gene Ontology annotation, biological process: prolyl-tRNA aminoacylation. The transcript has a single exon. The record is from RefSeq and is a predicted model, not a curated record. NCBI's taxonomy places the organism in Eukaryota, Oomycota, Peronosporomycetes, Peronosporales, Peronosporaceae. Gene Ontology annotation, cellular component: aminoacyl-tRNA synthetase multienzyme complex; cytoplasm.